AAAGGAGCUUCCUUCCCAGUUCCCUUGCCAUACAGUGAGGUGUCUAAUGGCCUCCAGGACUGGGCUGUCCAUGUGAGAAGGGAAUUUUAGAAGAGAAGAGCAGAAACUUGAGGUAGAGAGAAGAGUUUAACACAGCACAAUGUCCUGCACCAAUGAGGAUGACCUGGACGAACGACUAGCACACAUUAAAGAAGAUGAUUGUGAAUGGGGUGCACCAGAGGAUCUGCGUGAAAAGCUGAAAGAUUGCAAAGGAGGAAUUUCAGCUUUUAAGGAAGAGGAGUCUGAGGAGGAAAUCGAUCAGGUUAAAGUGGAGGAUUCAGAAGAGUUCUCAGUUGACCCUGAAGUGCAAAAGCUUGAACGUGAGAAUAUUGUCAAGCAAGACAUUUGUGAAGAGCCUCGUUCCACUUUACAGCCCUGGAUCAAUAAUAUGGGACAAGUGACCACCCAGCAGAAUUCUAUGGACCUGAAAUCCGAGUUAUCUGAGUUUGAGGAGAAAAUCAAUGAAAGAAAUGGGAGAGAAGAAGAAGAGGAGCAGCUGUCAUCUAAGAAUUUUCAGGAGAACAGCAGCUUCUCCCCAUCUUUGUUUGCUAAGAAGUCUCUUCAUUGCAGACUGCAAGUCGAAGAGGACAAGGAGAAGAUGACGAUAUCAACAAGAGGAUCAGAGAAUUUAACUGCAGCUUCUUUACAGUGCAGUUCUCUUCUUGUGAGAGAAGCCAUUGAUACUGACCAACAACAAGGACAUUGCACAGAUCAAGAGGCUGUGUGUGCUGGCCUAGAGUGUGGGCACACUUUUAAAAACAAGUCUGACUGUGAAGAUCUCAAGUCGAUUCAACCAAGACCAAAGCCCUAUUGCUGUUGUGAAUGUGGCAAACGAUUCCUCCAUAAAAGCAGACUUGAGGCACACAUAAGAAUUCACACUGGAGAAAAACCUCAUAGCUGCUCUGAAUGUGGCAAACAAUUCACUGUCAGUAGCAAUCUUCUGCAGCACACAAGAAGUCAUACUGGAGAGAGGCCUUAUGGCUGUUCUGAAUGUGGCAAGCAGUUUCCACAAAGAAGUCAUCUUCAGAGCCACAAAAGAAUUCACACCGGAGAGAAGCCAUAUAUCUGUUCUGAAUGUGGAAAACAGUUUUCACAAAGAAGCCAUCUUCAGAACCACAAAAGAAUUCACACUGGAGAGAAGCCAUAUGUCUGCUCCGAAUGUGGCAAACACUUUUUGUUAAGUACUAAUCUUCAGAGGCACGAAAGAAUUCAUACUGGAGAGAAGCCAUAUGUCUGUUCUGAGUGCGGCACGCGGUUCACUGACGGUAGCUCUCUUCGUCAGCACACACGAAUUCACACUGGAGAGAAGCCAUAUGGAUGUCCUGAUUGUGGCAAACGAUUCUCCCAAAGUAGCAGUCUUCAGAAGCACAUAAGAAGUCACACUGUUUUGCAGUCAUGAAUGUGGCAAAAGAUUUUUCCCAUAACAGCAGCCUUCACAAUCCUUAUUUCCGUUCUAAAUGUGGUAAGGGAUUCUUGUGUUUAAGUAUUGUAAUUUCAGUGGGCUCUGUGGUAGAAAUCAGCACACUCAUUAAAAAAAGAAUCUCAUCCUUUAUGAGGACAAGUUUGAUAAAACCUUUUUUGAGUCAAUAAUCAGGCAGGAGUAAGCUUGUCCAUGUGCAUCAUUUCUUUACUCUUGCAGCAUCAUGCUGAAGAGGGAACAUCCAUCACAGCAGUCUGUUACAGAAUGCUCCAAAUAUUAAGGGUAUAGGUGAGUUUUAUAAGUAACUGAAUUUACAUAACAUCACUGACAUUUACUCUGAUUGGUUCGUUGGUUUACAUAUUAAAAUAAAAAUCUAUUUUAUUAUACUUUUGUUAUAUCCUGAAAUGUCUGU
Erpetoichthys calabaricus (reedfish) is the source of this 1871-nucleotide messenger RNA. Its product is annotated as zinc finger protein 501-like. Gene Ontology annotation, biological process: regulation of transcription by RNA polymerase II. Lineage: Eukaryota; Metazoa; Chordata; Cladistia; Polypteriformes; Polypteridae. The coding region runs from base 140 to 1438 and encodes 432 amino acids. The transcript is spliced from 2 exons. Gene Ontology annotation, molecular function: RNA polymerase II cis-regulatory region sequence-specific DNA binding; DNA-binding transcription factor activity, RNA polymerase II-specific. The record is from RefSeq and is a predicted model, not a curated record.